Messenger RNA from Cryptomeria japonica (Japanese cedar), 342 nucleotides. RefSeq names its product disease resistance protein BAK6-like. Gene Ontology annotation, molecular function: protein binding. The transcript has a single exon. The record is from RefSeq and is a predicted model, not a curated record. Lineage: Eukaryota; Viridiplantae; Streptophyta; Pinopsida; Cupressales; Cupressaceae. The coding region runs from base 1 to 342 and encodes 113 amino acids.
AUGCACUUGGACUUGUCAGAAAAUAAUCUCCAUGGACCUAUUCCUCCUGAAAUAGGCAUGCUCAUCCAACUGCGUUGUCUCUACCUCUAUCACAAUCAGUUCUCGGGCAAUAUUCCUUCCUCAAUAGGAAACUUGUCACAGCUGGUUGUUUUGCAAUUGCUAAGAAACAGUCUCACAGGUCCUAUCCCUCCUGAAAUAGGGACUCUCACCCAACUACAAGAGCUCAAGCUCUUUGAAAAUCAGUUGUCAGGUUCUAUUCCCCCUGAAAUAGGGAAUCUCACCCAACUACAGCAGCUCAAUCUCUUUGAAAUCAGUUGUCAGGAAAUAUACCAAAUUCCUUAG